UUGACAUUAUUUAUACAUAUAUAAUUCGAAGCUAUCUAACUAAUAAAUCUAAACCAAAACAAUACUACAUAUAUCAUUCUUAAUUGAAAAUUCAACAUGAACAACAACAAGUACAACUUUGUCAGAAACAACAAUGGAGUGAUCAAACUACCGCCUGGUUUUCGAUUUCAGCCAACAGAUGAAGAGCUUGUGUUUCAAUACCUUAGAUGCAAAGUCUUCUCUUGCCCACUUCCACCUUAUUCUUCUGACAUUGUUCCUGAGAUCAAUCUUUGCAACUAUGAUCCUUGGGAUUUGCCCUCAUCAGGUGAUUUGGAGCAAGAUAGGUACUUUUUCAGUAACAAAGAAGCAAAAUAUAAGAAUGGGAACAGAAGCAAUAGGAGAACAAGUUCUGGUUAUUGGAAAGCCACUGGCUCAGACAAGAAGAUUGUAUCUUCAACAAUGAAACAUAUUGUUGGGACUCGAAAGACUCUUGUUUUCUAUAGAGGAAAGCCUCCACAUGGAGCUAGAACUGAUUGGUUCAUGCAUGAAUAUACUCUAACUUUCGAUCCACAACAGAUUACUCAGAACCAAACAGAACUGAACUGGGUACUUUGUCGAAUAUUUUACAAGGACAGAAGUACAAAGAAAGAUGUUGAGGAUGAUCAUCAUGAGGGAACUAGUGUUCAGAAUUGGAGGGAAAACAAUUAUGAGCCUAAAAUGUUUGAUCUUGUUAUGGGGUGUAAUGUUAAUUACAAUAAUAUGGGGCCUGUAUCAUCAUCAGCAUCAUCUUCUUCAAGCUCAAGUUCUUUUACUGAUGUAACCUCAAGUAAUGCUACUUAUUAUUAAUAUGCAUGCAUGCAUGGCAUAUGAUGAGGAAAGCAGUGGCUGCAAAAUUUGUGAGAAUUAUGUAUUAAUUGUACCAGAGACCACCAAAAAUAGCAAUUUCUCUUUUGUGGCCA
Humulus lupulus (European hop) is the source of this 938-nucleotide messenger RNA. Its product is annotated as NAC domain-containing protein 83-like. NCBI's taxonomy places the organism in Eukaryota, Viridiplantae, Streptophyta, Magnoliopsida, Rosales, Cannabaceae. Gene Ontology annotation, biological process: regulation of DNA-templated transcription. Bases 97 to 825 code for a protein of 242 amino acids. The record is from RefSeq and is a predicted model, not a curated record. Gene Ontology annotation, molecular function: DNA binding. The transcript is spliced from 3 exons.